Molecule: messenger RNA, 1887 nt
Organism: Anisakis simplex (herring worm)
Lineage: Eukaryota; Metazoa; Nematoda; Chromadorea; Rhabditida; Anisakidae
Source: the annotation of a GenBank genome assembly
AUGAUUGAAGUGAUCCGUCAUACGUCUGGUUAUUCUGGAUCUCCACAUCAGCAUCCACAACCGCAGCACCAUCACCCACCAUUGUCGCAACCGGAUCAACUCUCCGUCAAAACUGAUCCUGCUAGUCUUUUUAUGGACACAUCCACGAGUGGCUCAACGCUCUUCCAACAUGCCGCUGCCGCAGCUGCGCUUUACACGCCAACUCUUACAAGUAGUACAGAAACAUCAUCGGUUAACGAUACAGCAACUAACAACAACAAUGAUCAUAAGUUGUCAACUAGUUCAUCGACGACUCUUCUAACGAAUUCAAUGGAUAUGAUCAUGGCGGCGGCAGCUGCGGAUGCACUACGACAACUGCCAUCCACAUCGAAUGAGAGUGAUGCGGUUGCUGAACAUGAUGCUAGUAUCAAGAUGAAACGAUCGACCAAGAAGGACAAGCCUGGAAGGCGAGAAAAGAUCCCAGAAGGUACAUUAUGCGUUGUAUGCUCGGAUUUAGCCAGUGGUAUACACUAUUCGGUGGCCAGUUGUAAUGGUUGUAAGACGUUUUUUCGGCGAGCAUUGGUUGAUUUUUUUGUAGCAGUUCGAUGUGGUUGUCGUAGUUGUCGUUUGAACAAAUGUUUUCAAAUGGGAAUGAAUCCGAACGCGAUUCAACACGAUCGCGAUAAGAUUAGAUAUACGAAACGUGCGAAAAAGAUCAAAGAGGAGAAUGCGAUGGACAUUUCGGAUAUCGCAAGUGGCAAAUGUGGUUUCCUAAAGGAGGAGGCCGCGGACAGUCCACAAAGCAAUCAAACAGCUGAUGAACAAGCGAAUUUAUCAAGUCCUUCGUCGAGUUUUGCUGGCUAUGGUCCUGGUAGCAAUGCACCAUCAUUUGAUCAUGAAAUUCAUGAUAUUCAAGCUGAAAUGUCAGCAGUUUUAACGGAUCUGUUAAUAUUGGAACGUAAGAUCAAUGACGUUCGUUGUGCCAAUCGAUUUCCGCCGCACACUUCUGUAGCAUCGUGUAUGUACGAUCGACGGCUUCUCGACGAUGAUGCGUGGGUUUCCACUUAUUCAACGCCUCUGUCUCCUAUGUUCAAUGCAAUUCCUUGCGAUCGAGGUAGUAUGCGUGCAUGGUUUGUGAAAGAUUUAACAUUAAUGAUUGAAUGGGCUAAGUGUUUACCGCAAAUGCGACAACUUCUUCUCAAUGAUAAGUUAGCAUUAAUCAAGGCGUUCGCUCCAGUGUUUCCACUUAUACAAUUGGCAUAUUUUUCUUGUACGCAUGAAAGUCGUCGUCGUUCAACAACACAGAGUCCUGUCGAUGAAUCCUUCGGCUCCCCCACUGCUGUUGGCUCAAGUGCAGCUCGUUUGUCAAUUGAUUCGAAUAAUAGCGGUAGUGUUGCGACGGCUGCAGCAGCAAAUGCCGAAUUGGCGUUUAUGGCACGAACGGUUGAUAGAACGCCAACAUUGGAUCGACUAUGGUAUCCAGAUGGUCGAUACUUGGAACGGGAGGAUUUAGAUUCAUCACCGACAGCAAACGGUGGCAAGAAAGAAUUACCAAUCAACGCACUGCUUAUCGACGGCGUAUGUCAUCAAAUGCUUAGGCUACGACUCUCCGAAAGUCACGUUGUUUUAUAUAAAUUGAUGCUUUUCUUCAAUCCAGAUGCGGAUGGCCUUUCAUCGACAGGUAAAUCGACAAUCGAGAGUGAACGGGUCAAAUUACUCAAUUAUUUAUACGUACAAAUUAUUCAGGAUCGUGCCGGCAAGCAGGGCACCGAACUGUAUUCGAAUAUGCUCCUAAUGACUACUACUCUCAUUCGAGUGGCUUCAUUUUUGAAACGGACCUUUGACAUAUCGCAUAUUUUUGGUCCGGCUGAUGAUCUUAUUGAUCAACUGAUUAUUGUUGGACUUUGA